UAUGUAGCAAGGGGUGUAGCCCUUUAAGAUUUGUGCAACUUCACACUCCCUCUCGCCCUUUAACGUCAUAUGCGGAAGUGUCAACAUGGAGGACGGGAGAGAGGCUUCCACGAAUUCACUUCUGAAAGAUGAGUGCUAUGCUGAUUUCCUGGCAGAGGAGUUUGAUGUAAAGACUUACACCGCUCAAGCUAUUCACCAUGCUGUCAUUGCUGAGCAGCUUGCCAAGCUGGCACAGGGCAUCAGUCAGCUGGACAAGGAGCUGCACAGCCAGGUGGUAGCCAGACAUGAAGACUUACUGUCUCAGGCGACUGGAAUAGAGUCUCUUGAAGGGGUCCUUCAGAUGAUGCAGACAAGGAUCAGUGCUCUGCAGGCAGCUGUUGACAGGAUAAGGACGAAGAUUGUUGACCCGUAUAACAAGAUUGUGACCAGGAUCACCCAGCUUGCCAGACUGCAGGUGGCCUGUGACCUGCUGCGGAGGAUCAUUCGCAUCUUGUACCUGAGCAAGAGGCUGCAGGGUCAGCUACAGGGGGGCAGCAGGGAGCUCACCAAGGCUGCUCAGAGCCUCAAUGAACUAGUGCUCAUCCUGUCUGCUCUCCCUGGACCCCCAACCUGGUAAUAUAUUCCCGUGAUCUGUUGUGGACCUGCUCAACUCAGCCUCUCACCCUCUGGACUCUCAGCUACGGUUCCCUCCUGCUCUGCACUGCAGCCACCAACCUGGUUCUGCAGCAUCUAGUCUCAGUCUGCCUUGCUCUUCCCUGGCUCAAUUUCCGAUCAUUUCAACACCGCAAUAAAUAUUCGUCUCUUAUCUAA
This is a messenger RNA of Micropterus dolomieu (smallmouth bass), 810 nucleotides long. Its product is annotated as conserved oligomeric Golgi complex subunit 5-like. Bases 86 to 616 code for a protein of 176 amino acids. Gene Ontology annotation, biological process: intra-Golgi vesicle-mediated transport. Gene Ontology annotation, cellular component: COG complex. The transcript has 7 exons. NCBI's taxonomy places the organism in Eukaryota, Metazoa, Chordata, Actinopteri, Centrarchiformes, Centrarchidae. The record is from RefSeq and is a predicted model, not a curated record.